AUCCAACACACACACACACACACACACUUUUGAAUCACGUGGAGUAAGACAAUACCACGCGAUCCAGAUCUUCUCGAUAUCGGAGUAUAAGUCAAUCAUUGGACGAUACAGGUUUAAAUUGGGACCAAGACACAGAAAUGUUAUCUCAACACACUUAGUGGCUCAGUUUGUUUAGAUCUACUUCUUGGUAAGACAACCAAACAGCAUCGACUGCUCUCUACCAUGGGCUCCAGUGCCUCCACCACUCAGGCUGCUGAACGAAGGACAAUGUCAGCAGAUGGGAUCAGACCUGUGGAUAAAUUUCAUAGGAUGUCACUUCCGGCGUCUAUGGCAACCUACCACAGGAUUCAGUUACCUCCCCCACCCAGACCACUAGCAACAAGAAAGAAUGACAUAUUUCGAUUGGAGGAUUAUCGAUUUGUGGAUGAGUACGUGCUGCAGAUCCCUCCAGAGUUGAACAGAAGCACCUUUCGGGAGUUGGUCGAAUUCCUAACAGCACCACUGGAAGGGACCGAUUUAGAAAGAGUCCGUGCUAUAUUUAGAUGGGUGACGUCAGUUGAUGUCUUCAGUGUGCAGAUGGACACACCUCCUCCCAGAAAUUCACCAAUAGAAUAUUUUUACAAGAUACAGACCAACCAAGGAAACCACGCCCAUCUUCUAUCUGGACUAUGUCAAAUGGCAGGUCUCCCGUGCGUGGUCCUAAGUGGCAUGAAUAAAAGCGCUGCCUACGAGAUAGGCAAAAAAGCAGACCGGAACAAGAUGGGGGCCCAGUGGAACGCUGUGUAUGUAGAUGGUAACUGGAGGCUGAUUGAUGCAUUCUGGGCCUGUGCCUGUGUCGUGGGCAAGAAAUCUGGUGAAUGGACCCUUGUGGAUGCGGACGGAGACGUCCAGGAAGAUGAUGAGAAAGCUACCGAGGGAGUGACGCAGCACAGGAUCAAUGAGUUCUUCUUUCUCACAGACCCUGAUCACUUUAUCUUAACUCAUUUCCCAGACGAUCCAAAGUGGCAGCUUUUAGAGAAACCUCUGACAAUGAAGGACUUUGAAAACCAUUUCUACGUUCGGGAGUGCUUUCAUAUUCUGGGUUUGUCAAUUGUUAAAAGCACCAAGAAGAACUGUGUGGUGGAAACAGAAGACGGUGAGAUUGACUUUUGCUUUGGACUGCCACCAGGCAGAAGCUCCACCUACCGCUUCAAGUACAUGCUGUACAGGUCCCGCAGUGACCCCAUAGAACAAAAGGUCGACCUGUUCUUGGAUAGGUUCGUGAUGUUUGAGCAGCGCGAAGACCUUCUUAGGUUCGCACUCCGCUUUCCGAUCAAGGGAAGCUUCAAGAUGGACAUCUACGGCCUGGAUACGACUGACGGAGACGUGUUCGAUCUGUGCUGCACCUACAUCAUAAACUGCCCGCACGCCAAGCCUAACUGCCUCCCACUGCCGGACUGCCCUCCUCUCGGUUGGGGGCCGGUGGCGCAGACAAAAGAGGCCGGGCUGACGCCCAAGACCCACAAGCAGGCGGAAGUGACGUCGAAGGACGGCUACGUAGAAAUACGCCUGUCCAAAGACCGUGCCCUAGCAUUCCAUCAGCUGCUCAAGCACGCGGCUAUCGACGAGGCCACGCUCAGCAAGUACGUGGUCACGCAGUUUGAGAACGACGAGAUUGUGGUCUACCUCAGGCUGCCUCAGAAGGGCGAGUACGCCCUAGAGCUGUUCGCGCAAGGACUGGAAGAAGAAGGCGCGGCCUCCAACGCGCUGAACUACCUCAUCAACUGCAGCAACACCGAGACUGGCUCGCAGCCUUUCCCCAACGUGACCAAUGGGGUGUUGGGAAGAAACCACGUGACCUGCAAGAAGUUCGGCGUGGGCUCCGUCCAGCCGUAUCAAGGCAUGCUGGAAUCCAACGACGGGAAACUUUCACUCGAGUUCACAGCCGACCCCGACGUUGAACUGUUGGGGGAGCUGCACACCAACGACGGGAACGCCUUCCACAAAAUGUCCUCCAGUGUCACCAACAAGGGAGGCAAAUGGAAGUUUGAUCUGAACAUGCCGGUCAAGGGGGAAUACUCCAUCAACGUGUUCGCCCGCAAAAAGGAGGACGAUGGGAGACAGAUCUACAGUGUGUACUCUUACAUCAUCAAGUCAGCGGGAACAGGAGGAGGAGCAAAGGACGAACCCGAUGCCGAGGGUGAAAACAUGGACACGGCGGUUCCGACAGAGACUGUGGAAACAAGCGACGACGAGGUUAUGAUUCCAGUUCCAUACGGCUGCGAAAAGGCAGUUGCCACGGUCCACAGGAGAAACGGAAAUGACCCGCCUGACCCUAAACAAAUCGAGUUCUUGUCUGCAGACGACAUGAAUCUAGUCAAAGUCCAGUUGAAGGAUUACGGUGAAUAUAUGUUGAACAUUUACAGCCUGGAUGAGAACGCGAACUUGGUACAAAAUGUGGCGAAGUACCAAAUCAAUCGCAAACGUCCCGGCGAGCUUUACCAAAACAAUCUGAAAAAUAUUAUGGAAGACAUUACCAACAGCAGACAAAACACUAGCGAGAGUCUGGACAACAAGAAAGACAACUCAGAAGAGCAAAAUAAACGCCAAGCGAGAAAACUUCUACACAACGCCAUCGAUCUGAAAGACCCCCGCUCCCUGGAGGAAGCCAUAAAAAGGUGCAAAGACAGUGGAGUGCCUGAGAACGACCCGCUGUUUCUCAAAGCCAAACACCUGCUGGAGAUACUUGAGGUUAAAGAAGAACUCAUUGCAGCUACACAGAAGAGAAAUCUAGCUGUCCUUGACAAAGCAAUAGAACACGCUAAGAGCAUCAACUCUGGUCAUGAGUUGGACCUCCAGAUUGCGAUGGCCAUCAGGCUCAGAGAUCACCUGGCCAAGAUCGAGAAACUCCGACACGCUGUGCUCAACAUGGAAUCCAAAACAGUGUCGGAAAUCAAAUCCUACACCAAUCCACCUGAUGGGGUUCACCAGUGCCUUAUGGCUACGUUCCUACUCUUAGGUCAUCCAUUGAAAGAUUUAAACGCUUGGCCUCGGGUGCAAGCGCUAAUGGGAAAAACUGGUAAAGAAUCCAUCAUGAGAAAAAUCUCACAGUUUGAUGCCCAGGCAGUGCCCAUAAAGUCAGCGCAGACUGCAAAGAAGAUCAUCGAACCUUACAACAGGGAACAGAUCCGAGAUGUUAGUGCAGGCGCAGCAACUUUUUAUAUAUGGGCUGUUGGCAUGAUUGAAGAGGUUGAGUCCUAUGGUGGCUCUGAACAGAACGAUCCCAUGCGCCUCAAGAAGUAGCACGCUAAUGUCACGUGACAAAACUUGUUUCUAGUCUGUUGACAAUGUAAAGUCGUUUGAGAAAUGAUGUCUAUUGGUGUGAUAAUUUUUUACUGCAUUUAUUUACAAUGUACUUUUUGUCGUUGUUGUUUUUCUUUAUCGAAUUUUAAUUUCUUUUAUUGAAUGAGAUUAAGGAGUCAACAUUUAAUGCCGAUUUCUAUUUUGUUUUAUUAUUAUUAUUAUUUCAAGAGGUAUUUUAUUAUUACAAUUGUUUAGAAUAUGCUUGUAGUCAUUAUCUAGCACUUCAAUUCAUUGAAUAUACACAUUUGACUUCAUUAGAGUAACACCUUUAGUAAAAUCACUGAAUUUAGAAACCUUUCAUGAUAGAAGACUUCAAAGUAAAGUAGCAAUUAUACAUAAAACAUUAAACCAUAAUCUUCAAAAGUUCAAAUACAAAAUACUCAGAAAGACACAAAGAUAAAGGCACAUUCCUUGUUCCAUAUGCUAGGACAAAUUAGUACAAACGCUCCUUCUUUCCUAAUGCAAUUAGAGUGUUGGAAUGGGUUGCCUGAGUCAGCCAGGAAAACCAAUGACUUGGUAGAAUUUAGGUCAUCGAUUAGCAUACAUGACUAGAUUGACCUAGGAACACGCAAAGGACGUAAUCAUCUUCUUUUUUUGAAGUAACGUCUACAUUUCAUAAGAUAAGAUCGUGUGGUAGGCACUCUGGACUGGUUUCUUGAUGAUUCAGGGCUUAAACCCUGCACGUUGCCCACCGUCCUGAAGGACGUUUUUGCAAGCAUGUAGUAAUCUUCAAUUUUGAACGAAGCAGGACGUUUUUGGUACGGUGGCCGUUUAAAUGCAGCCGUAUUGUCACUGGACGUUUUGGCGAGAAAUAGUGUAGUCACAUUAUAAGAUCAUUUUGUUUUGUCAUUAUCAAGAAUGAAACAUAUUUAAGUUCUUUUAGGUGUGUUUGUGUUUAUAUUCAGUCGUCAUUUCUAUGUAAAAAAACAACAACAAUAUAUUUGUCUAUUAGAUUGGGACUUCAGUUUGUGUAAUUAUUAUUAUAUCACCAACAUUGCUCUACUUGUAUGACCGGAAAUUUUGGCCCACGGGGUUCGAACCCAGAAUCAUCUACACGACAUGUCCCAAGCUCAUACCACGCGACCAGACAGCCAUUCAUAGUUUGCAAUAUGUGAUCAUAAAGUAGUCAAAAUUUUAAAAACUCUUUUUUCGAGGGGUGGGGGGGGUGGAGAUUGUAUACUACAGUAGGCCCCUGGUCUUGCGGUUUGCGCGCUGGACUGUCGUUUGAACUUAUCGAUAGUCCCAGGUCAAACCCUGCCCACUCCCAUCCCCCUUCGUCCUGCGGGAGGUUUGGACUAGGAAGUAAUUAUCUUCAACUCUGAAGGAACAUCCGAAACAUGUAAAACAUUUUACAAACAUUUUUACCAUACCUACUUUGGUAUGGUAUAGUAUAUAUAAUUUUUAGCCUAUAAUCAAGAAUUGAAUUUCACGAGGGCCAGUAGUUAAACUUAUUUAUGGUAGUUAAUUUGUUUACUUGUUUCUAUUAAUGAAUCAUUCCAAUCCGUCCAUGUUUUAAUGUUUAAAAAAAAUUGUUUGUUUGUUGUUUAUUUUUUUACUAAUUCGAAACACAAAAUGUGAUAUUAUUGUUUAUAUCUGUGUACAGUGCAUGUGUAACGUAUGCUCCUGUUCCUUUCUUCAAUCGCCCCCCCCCCUCCUCCCGACAUCGCUUCGCCAUUACGCAUAGUUUUGGCGCUGCAUCAUGCAGACCAAAAAUAAAUAUGUAACUAAGAUUUGAAGCAUAUAUGACAUUGUGUAGGUCGAGAAUUUGUGGUUUCCCAGACUUCUCGAGACGGAGAUCAGCAAGUCUUGGGGCAGUCAGAAAGAACAUGAGCACAUAGAUCAUCAUCAUUUAUUUCACUGUUCAAGGAAUUUCUUUCUUGUAUGGCUCUUUUGACGUCACAAAUAUAGCUAGAGGUCCAACACGUUGUCAGAUUUUAAGAUCUUCUUUUUUAUACACGUGAAACGUUGCAACGGUCUUAGUUCUAGCUGUGAGUGUGGACCUUUUACCAAAAUAAGCCUAAGGCCUAAUUGAUUUUUCAGUAAUUUUAUGUCGUAGUAUUGAAUUCGCCCACUCUCUGAGUCUCUCUGUGGACAAGUGAAUUUGUUGUUAUUGUUACAUAGAUCUAGAUUCUAGAACUUGAUUUCUACUGCUACACUCAGUCUAUGAACACUAGUAAAUUUCCUGAACUUCGUUGCGACGUGGAUAGUUAUCUCAUUCCAUCUGUCUCUUGACUUUCGUCGUAGCGGUGCUGUGAAAGUUCGUGCAGCCAAAUUCCUCCACUUUUUCCCUCGUCAGCAGCUGUUCUUUGCAGGAUAUCUAGAGACAGGCCGGUCAGUUCUUUUACGUUAUCCAGCUUUUCUUUGGGCGACCUUUUCAUCGUGCUACCUCCACUGUACCUUGAAGGAUGAAUUGUUGAUAGUGAGUCAUGUCUUUCAGUAGCUGAUUCGUCUCUUCAGUGUAAUGGAGUUAUUACAAGUGUUGAUUUGUACUAGGCCUAGCUUAGGCGUCAACUUUCCUUGGCUGACACAGAAGAGAGCACCUGGUUGCAUGCGGCCUCAGAACGAGACAGCUGGAGGUCACUCACGAAGGCCGCGGGAUACACAUUUGAGACCAAACGAAAAUCUGCUGCCGAGGACAAACGCAGACGGCGAAAAGAAAAUCUAAAUCGACCACCUGUGGACAAUGAUUAUGCUUGCCCUGGAUGUGGCAAAAUAUGUAGGUCACAGCUGGGACUGCGCAGUCAUGGGGUAUACUCCAUUCCUCACUGAUCUUCGGACUUGAAGACUAGCCUUAUUAUUAGCCUACAAAUUCAUUUGUCUUCUUUUUCUGGUAUUUGAUAUUUAAGAGUGUGACGAAAAUUGAUUCUUUAGAUGUCAUUGCAUUACGUCAGUGAUGCCCAAAAUACGGCCCGCGGGGCAUAUCCGGCCCGCGACGUGGUUCAUUUCGGCCCGCCGAAAAGUCGACACAAAGCGUAGAAAAUCUCCCCUCCAAAAAAAGUCGAAAAAUUAUUAACCUACGUUAGGGCUCUCACAUUUUCUUUGAUGGAUUGGUCUGUGCGUUUAUGAAAUGUAGAAUCUACCAGGAAGAGUGUACGCAUUUUACUUUUUUUUUUGUGUGUGGAUAUUAAGAUAACAUAUUUGAUUUGUAAAGAAUAUGUGGAUGUUUAAA
Messenger RNA from Biomphalaria glabrata, 6511 nucleotides. RefSeq lists its product as uncharacterized. Lineage: Eukaryota; Metazoa; Mollusca; Gastropoda; Planorbidae. The record is from RefSeq and is a predicted model, not a curated record. The transcript is spliced from 15 exons. Bases 223 to 3282 code for a protein of 1019 amino acids.